This is a messenger RNA of Knipowitschia caucasica, 741 nucleotides long. Lineage: Eukaryota; Metazoa; Chordata; Actinopteri; Gobiiformes; Gobiidae. The record is from the annotation of a GenBank genome assembly.
AUGCCCUCCUGUAUCCCUGCCCCUCAGUACCAACACUGGCCAGGUUCUCGUGGGGAAUACAUGAGGCCGAUAGAUCAUAGAAGAGGCCCUCCAAAAUCAUACCUACCACGGGGUAUCAGCUGGCCAUCCCCUUAUUACCCGCCUUGCCCACCUCCGUGUGAGAGGGAGCCAUACAGACACAUUGACAGGAUGGUAGGACGGCCUGGGGACCUUGAUUACAGAGAGAUCAGAGAAGGGGGUCGGGCCAGUUAUGCGAGCCAGAGCAGUGGACGUGGAAGUGCUGGUCUCUAUCGCCAAUCUUUGUCGAUCACUCCAACUCUGCUCAGCUCUCCUGAAACAACAGAGGAGAGUGAACGACACAUGGAGCAGUCUGAGAGGAGAGCCAAAAGAAAGAACACAUCAGUAGAUGAGAGUUAUGAGUGGGACUCUGCUGAUGUCUGUGUGGAUGUAGAAGUCCUGGAGGCCAUGAUGUUGGAUCAGUCAAAGAAGGGCCUUUGGAAAGGCAGACGUGAUCAAUGCAUUGGCCUCCAGGACAACCAGCAGAAAGGCCAGUGCCCCUCAGUCAGUCCACCAGUUUCCAACCCGCCUCGCCACAACAGGCGCUCCCUAAGUGAGGAGCGUUUCAAUGCUCUGCGGCAGGAGUACCAUGAGUACAGGCAAGCUCAGGAAUCCUCCUCCCAUGUGCCCUGCCUCCAGCGCAGCAUCGACAGCGACUCUGAGGCCAGCUCCGCACUGCUCUAG